AUGUGGCUCGUGAUGGAGUUCUGUCCGCUGGGGACCAUGAACGACUUCCUGCUGAAAAACGGGCCCUCCUACAACAUGAGGUUUAUGCGGCAGAUCGCCAGUGCCGUCGCCUACCUACAUGACCGUGGCAUUGUGCACCGGGACCUGAAACCUGACAACGUCCUGGUCACUGGCACUAAAAAAGACCCAAUUGCAAAAGUGGCUGACUUUGGACUGGCCAAGGUGUGCGGAAGCGCAUUUCAGGACAUCUAUUCCCAGUACUACCUGCAUACAGAUAUGGCAUUCAUUUGGUACGGAGCCCCGGAGGUUUGGGACCAUCACUACACCGAGAAAUGUGACGUCUUCUCCAUGGGUGUCUUGUUUGCCGCCAUGCUUGACUGCAGUACAAUAGUCAGCGAUGAUGGUAACCACCUUAUAGCUGUCUGCAUCCAUGGGCUGCCAUUGGCCCAGGUACAGCGUCAGAACCCAAGAAUCAAGCUGGCAGAUCACAUCCUGAACGGACAACCAGACACUUUGAAACAACUCAUUCUGUCCAUGAUGUCAUAUGACUAUCAUGCCCGCCCAAUCGCAACUGAAGUGAACAUGACCCCACUUGUCCCCUCUACAAGAGGCACCCAGUCAUCUUCAAGGUUCCUACUUCGAAACAGUACCCAUCUCCAUGUCCCACGCUGCAGGACUCAGACUUACAAAACAAGCUUCGUCCCGUACACGUCAUCCCUGUGGAAUCAACUGCCCCAGGUCGUCAAGGACGCCCCUACUCUUGUCGCCUUCAAGUCAGAGUGCAAGAAACAUCUGCUGACGCAAAGGGAACACCAGACGUAUCGCAGUCUCGGCUCAAGGCAGAGCAACAUCUAUGCUGCCAGACUGCGCAUGGGAUGGAGCCAACUUAACUCUACUCUGCAUAAGAUGAGGAUUAAGGACAAGAAGUGUGAUUGUGGGGCUUCCUCUGAAACUGUCUCACAUUACCUCCUACACUGUCCCCUGUACUCUGAUCUCCGCCAUAACCUCACAUCCACCGUCCAACACCUCCUACAACAACAACCUACCGUGCCCCUCCUACUCCAGGGAUCCACAGCUCAUAACCUCUCCGCAAACAAACAAGUGUCCGAUGCACUGUAUCCUUACAUUGUAACAACUAAAAGAUUCCAGCUGCGCCACCCUCCUACGAACCACUAA
Branchiostoma floridae (Florida lancelet) is the source of this 1176-nucleotide messenger RNA. RefSeq names its product probable myosin light chain kinase DDB_G0284661. The record is from RefSeq and is a predicted model, not a curated record. The coding region runs from base 1 to 1176 and encodes 391 amino acids. Gene Ontology annotation, molecular function: ATP binding; protein kinase activity. Lineage: Eukaryota; Metazoa; Chordata; Leptocardii; Amphioxiformes; Branchiostomatidae. Gene Ontology annotation, biological process: protein phosphorylation. The transcript is spliced from 4 exons.